Apis cerana (Asiatic honeybee) is the source of this 1918-nucleotide messenger RNA. Its product is annotated as putative peptidase C1-like protein F26E4.3. Gene Ontology annotation, molecular function: cysteine-type peptidase activity. The record is from RefSeq and is a predicted model, not a curated record. Gene Ontology annotation, biological process: proteolysis. Lineage: Eukaryota; Metazoa; Arthropoda; Insecta; Hymenoptera; Apidae.
UGAAGAUAUUUUAGAACGUGUAUCUACGGCUGUCUAUUGCAGGCGCGUACUGCUACCGAAUAUUGCGAAGCAAGUGGUAACUGACAUUUGUCAAAAGAGUCAAGUGUUUUCUCGGAUCUGACAAUCUCGACCAACCAACAAGAAAAGAACGUGGAAAAUGCGAUCCUGGGAAAACUUAGCAUGCGGAAUUUUCCUCGUUGUGGUGACGAUCGUGAAUGGUAUGCCCGAUUAUACGGGCCUGCCGACUGGCCCUUACUGCGCGAGAAGAUAUCCAGGAUGUUGCCCGGAUCGCCAGGACGAUUGCAACGCUCCGAUUCUCGGCAGUGUUUGUUACUGCGAUGAGUUUUGCGAUCGAUUCAGAGAGGAGGACUGUUGCCCGGAUUAUUGGAGCCAUUGCAAAGGCAUCGAAAUCAACGUCACGGAACCACCGCCUGAACCGAUAAAACGAUGCUACCACCAGGGGAAAUAUUACAACGACGGCCAAGUAUUCAAGAUAAAUUGCAACACGUGCAAAUGCACCGCCGUGUCCAGACUCGCCGAGGUUCUUUGCGAGCAGAAUCGAUGCCUGCAAGAGCAAAGCCUAAUAGAUGAAGUCAACUCGAUGUCGUCUUUCGAUUGGAGGGCGCGGAAUUACUCGGAAUUUUGGGGUAAGAAGUUAUCGGAAGGCGUGCAACUCCGCUUGGGCACCCUGAACCCGUCCAAUUCGGUUUACAGAAUGAAUUCGGUGCGGCGGAUAUACGAUCCGGAAUCCCUGCCUCGAGAAUUCGACGCCAGGACACGUUGGAGGCGGCAGAUUUCGGGCGUCGACGAUCAAGGCUGGUGCGGCGCAUCUUGGGCGAUUUCUACAGCACAAGUCGCCUCGGACAGAUUUGCCGUGAUGAGCAAGGGUAGCGACAGCGUCCUCCUCAGCGCUCAACAUUUGCUCUCGUGCAACAAGAAAGGGCAACGAGGCUGCAACGGCGGCUACUUGGACAGAGCUUGGCUGUUCAUGCGAAAAUUCGGCCUAGUCGAUGAAAAGUGUUAUCCAUGGAAAGGUAUGCACGACCAGUGCAAAUUACAAAAGAGAACGAACUUGGAAGUUGCGGGAUGUGAUCCUCCGGCAAAUCCUCUUCGAAAAGAAUUGUAUAAGGUCGGGCCGGCUUAUCGAUUGGGCAACGAGACAGAUAUCAUGAUAGAAAUUUUAACAUCGGGCCCCGUGCAAGCCACCAUGAAAGUUUACCAAGACUUUUUCUCUUACGAAUCGGGAAUAUACAAGCACACGCCGAUUGCCGAGCUUUAUGAAUCUGGUUAUCAUUCGGUUAGGAUUAUUGGAUGGGGAGAGGAUAUAUCUAGGGAUAAUGGCUUGCCGAUCAAAUAUUGGCUGGUCGUUAAUUCUUGGGGCCAUCAAUGGGGCGAGAAUGGCUUGUUCCGAAUCCGAAGAGGUAUAAACGAAUGUGAUAUCGAGUCAUUCGUUGUAGCGGUAUGGGCAAAAACUGUCUAAGGAAAAGUACAAGAAUUAGGAUUAUUUGAAUAAUUUGUUCUUCCAUGUUUCUUACUUCCGAGAAGAAUCAUUAUCGAUACUUUACGAAUGUUGCAUUUAUCUGUCGAAUCAUUAUCGAAUCUCGUCCAUUGCGUUGCGUUUCAUUGCUUUUUCAUUAUGUUUUAUUGUAUCUCAUUUAUAUUAAUGUACUAAAUCGAUCGAUUCGCUCAUCGUUAUCCCUCCAUAAUCACACGUCUAUCAUUCAUAAAAAAUUCCAAUCAAUAUAUUUUAUUAUACAUAUCAAUCAAUGUUUGUACAGAGUCAAAGAAGCAAAUGGAACGAUUACCAAAUAUUUUCUUAUCAUAUAUAUGUACAUACAUAUAUAUACAUGUACAUAUAUACGAAUAUAUGUAUUAAUUCAUCUAUUAUUAGGGAAUAAAAUGCCAGACGCUAUAUGAA